AUGGAAGAAUUACAGCAACUCUCACACGGACAACGCAGAUGGCUUUGUGAAUCGUCCACGGGAUUUUCUCAAGUUGUCCGUUGUAAUCGGGUUUAUGAUAGCAAUUGCUCUCAUUGCUCUGUACUACAGCAACUUUUUGAUAAUUUUGAUUAUCAUAGCCGUGUGGAUAUCGUAAAUAUCGUAAACAAAAGCGAAAAACCGGUCGAAGAUGAGACACAUUUAGAGGCGAUGCUACGUUACUUGGACAGGAUCUUCUCUUGGCUUUUCGAACCAUUUUUGUCCUGUUUCGCCGUUCAAGUUUCCAUCACUUUACUACAGCUUGCUUAUGUAUGGUCACAACAAGUUAUUUUGAUCUUGGAUGAUCUAUUUGCUGGUCACUUGUCAGUGGAACGGGUAGAAAGAACAAAUUAUAAGUUGGGUAACCUCGAAGUUGUAUGA
Messenger RNA from Porites evermanni, 438 nucleotides. The record is from the annotation of a GenBank genome assembly. Lineage: Eukaryota; Metazoa; Cnidaria; Anthozoa; Scleractinia; Poritidae.